AUGGACUUGGCGGCCGCAGAUCUUCAGAACUACCAGCUGGCUCGCCAGCUGCACAUGUUGCCUCAACUGUACGAUGUUUUUGUUUCGCAAGUGAUGUGCUACCCGAUGUUCUACCAGUCGCUCCACCCUGCUGUGCGGCAGCUAGCGCGUGUGGUCUUGCUGUCGCUAAACCGCCGCUUCAACGCCAGCGCGAGCGCCACGGGGGAAGCGCCUGUUGCGCGGCGCUACCAGGUCGACAGCAUGCGCCUGGUUCUCGCGUUUCUUUCGUUCCCGGAGUACCACACCGAUCGAGUGAGCUGCGUAUCCCGCCUCAUUGCUGCCGCUCCGCUGAACAAGCUGGAGCUGGGCACCCCAAUGCAAGGGGUUGUCGCCGCCCCUUCGGGGAGUCGUGAAGCUACACCAAGCACCUUGACUCCGCAGCGUGCGGACCCGCCCAUCGCCACUACGACACCGUCCGAGCUGCUGUUACCACCGCAGGUGGUAGAGGACGCGUCAUCCGGAAGAGCAUCCGGCAGCGCUUCCCCGGCCAGCAAGCCUGCACAUCCACCGACGGCAGCCGCCGCGGCUGCCGUGACGGGCGUGCUGUCCAGGGCUCUGUUUUUUAUCCGCCCAACCGCGGCCACGGCGCACGCAGACCGCACGGCGCCGCAUUUUGGCGAAACAGCGCACCUCUACGUGCGCAUGGUGCACCCACAUCAGCUCAAUGAGGAGUCGCUGAACCCGUACUUUGGCCGCUACGGCCAGGUAGAUGUUACGCCACUACAGCGGAUACCUGUGCAGCGGUAUGUGCAGUACCUUGGGGAGACUGCCACGGAGGCGCUGCUUCACCUCUUCCCGUCCACUGAGUCGGGCGACACGCUCUACGUGCAGGACUUCAUCAUCACCGUUGAUUCCCAUCAGAACGCGCUGUACGCGGUGCGCCAUGCGUACUGCAAGGAGCUUGUCUGCAUUGCCCUUCACGACGCGACCGCAGGCGGUGGCAGCAACACUCAUUGCUUGGCAGACGUCAACAACUGGAUGCGGCGGCACGCGUUUGUGUGGCGGCUCCGCGCUAAUCCUCGCGCCGUCGCGAGUGAAGCGUCGGCCGCUGCAGCCGCUGCCGCGCACUCCUCCGCAGCGGCCGAGAAGCGGCGCAAGCGCGCGCGUGCGCGGCGUCGUCGGCACGAGCGGAAGAUGAAGCGCCGCUCGAUCCUCGGCAUCGCUGUCGACGACACGUCAUCCACGGCAUCAUCAGAGGAGAAGGUCACUGGGAAGGGUGCAGGCAGCAGCGCCAGCAGCAGCGGCGGCAGCAGCAGCUCUGACUCGUCUUUUUCCCCCACAAGCGAUGGCGACAGCGCAGCGGACGACUUGGAGGGCUUUGUACCGGACAUUGUUAUCGACGGCUUCCCGUACUGGACGACGGAGGACCAGCUGAAGGUGUUGCUGCAGCAGUACGGCACCGUCGCGGAGAUGCGGCUCUCCGUAGACGACUUGUCCGGCGCCUUCACCGGCUGUGUACUGGUGCGCAUGGCGUCCGUGGAGGAGGCGCUGGCCCUCUCUCGGGCGGUGCACAAUAUCCUCUACCGCGGCUAUUCUCUCAUCAGUGGCGUGGUGAACGAGCGGCUGGAGGUGGUGGCGCUCGAGGAUGGCCGGGAGGUGCGCGUGCAGUCCAUUCCAGAUCAGGUGCCGCCCGACCCCACGCUGAACGAGCGUGUCUGGGUCUGA
Molecule: messenger RNA, 1704 nt
Organism: Leishmania major strain Friedlin
Lineage: Eukaryota; Euglenozoa; Kinetoplastea; Trypanosomatida; Trypanosomatidae
Product: putative RNA-binding, protein
Exons: 1
Coding region: 1-1704 (567 amino acids)
Molecular function (GO): RNA binding
Source: RefSeq, a predicted model, not a curated record